Racocetra fulgida is the source of this 185-nucleotide messenger RNA. NCBI's taxonomy places the organism in Eukaryota, Fungi, Glomeromycota, Glomeromycetes, Diversisporales, Gigasporaceae. The record is from the annotation of a GenBank genome assembly.
UUUCUGAAAAAUCAAAUAAUAUUGAAAAUAAUACUUUGUAUGAUGAUAAUAAUUGUAGUGAUGUAGAUGAAUUUAUGGUUAAUUUAAACCAAAUAUCAAAAAAUUUGAUAGAUGAUAUUCAUGUAUUUAAUACAAAUUGCGAUGAAACAAUACCAAAACUUAUCGAUAUUUUUGAUUCAAAAAUU